Corticium candelabrum is the source of this 1680-nucleotide messenger RNA. Its product is annotated as serine/threonine-protein kinase 33-like. Gene Ontology annotation, molecular function: ATP binding; protein kinase activity. The record is from RefSeq and is a predicted model, not a curated record. Bases 91 to 1449 code for a protein of 452 amino acids. Lineage: Eukaryota; Metazoa; Porifera; Homoscleromorpha; Homosclerophorida; Plakinidae. Gene Ontology annotation, biological process: protein phosphorylation. The transcript has 14 exons.
CCCGGAUAAGCGGAGGCGACUCUGCCAUUCGGUCAGAACGUGCUUGGCUUUUUGGCAUGUGUAUGGAGGUCAUCUCGCUGUCGUGAGACGAUGUCUCGUCCAAGCUCUAACUCAGAAAAACGCGCUCGUCGCCUCUCGUUACAUCCUCCUCCGAGGACUGUAAAACACACACGCUUAGAUGAUGAAAGUCAAUUGGAACGCUACUAUACUGUCGGUCAGACUUUGGGCCAGGGAAGUUUCGGCAUUGUGAAGAAAGCCGUUCAGUUGACGUCUGGUCUUUCGUGGGCUGUCAAAAUUAUCAAUAAAGAGCGAGCUGGAAGUGCUGCGAUGCAUCUGUUGGAGAGAGAAGUGCUAAUCUUGAAGCGAGUUGAUCAUCCACACAUCGUCAGACUUGAAGAAGUGUUUGAAACGUCGAAGAAAAUGUUUCUUGUUAUGGAGCUGUGUGAUCAAGGAGAGUUGAAGAAAGUUUUUCUGGAGAAAGGACAUCUCACAGAAGAUGAAACCAGGAUUGUCAUGAAAAAACUUGCUGAAGCUGUAGCUUACAUGCACGAUCGAGACAUGGUUCACAGAGACUUAAAGUUGGAAAACAUUUUACUGAGUAGCUCUCAAGAAGACGACACUUUCAACAUAAAGAUAACAGACUUUGGUUUGUCAUAUGUGAAGGGUGGAACAGGACUCGAUGAAAGUAUGAUGCAAAGCAAGUGUGGAACUCCACUGUAUAUGGCUCCCGAAGUUCUAGAGAACCAUGACUACAGCCAGGGAUGUGAUGUGUGGAGUAUGGGUGUACUUAUGUAUAUCUUGUUGAAUGGCUUAGGUAAAGAGCAGUCAGACGAGAGCAAGCUUUAUGAUCAAAUCCAGCAGGGGAAACUGUUGUUUGAAGGCAGCAACUGGAAAGACGUAUCAUCAGCAGCUAAAUCGCUAAUUGGUGAUAUGCUGAAAGUGAAUCCAGUGGAUCGUCUUUCUGUUAAGGAAAUUCUUGAUCAUCCAUGGAUUUCAGGGAAAGAUGAGGCAGCAUAUAAGCGGCUAACAGUCAUUGACCUGAUGAAGGAAUUUCGCCAAGAGGAAGAAGAACGAGCUGACAUGGUACCGAAAGUUGCUAUAAAUGGCAAGACCAAUGAGGAAGGAAAGGGAACUGGUGAAAAGAAAUCAAGCAAGGACACACACAAAGAUCAACAGAAGCCAAAUGCAAAAUCUUCUCAUUCUAGGCCACAGAGUGCAACAACGAAAAGUAAUGCCACUUUAAAAGCAGGAGGAAGUCCUAAACCUAAAAUGCGAAGUGUAAGUGACCUCCAUACUGCAGGUACCAGUGGGCAACGUUCUAGCCCUGGCCCAAAUGCUACAACUCCCACAAAAACUCGUCCUGGAUAUAUGCAGCCAACCAGGAGUAGUUCCCAUGCUGUGGAAGCAACAAAGCAAAGGCGAGAUCGGGACCACACACAUAAGAAUUGAUUCCCUUAUUUUGUUGUUGCCUUUGCUUUGCUCUAAUUUUAUACACUGUGUAUAUGAAUUUGUGAGAAUCAUAGUCUUCAAUGUCGUCAGACUGUAUUUUCUUGUUGAAAUGAAACUAAGACAUUUUUUACUCCAGGAGCACCACGUACUAUUGAUAUUGCUUAAUUGUGUUUUGCCUCUCUGAUGGUGGUAUGUCAUAAACCACCAUGUUAGAGAUCUCCUGUCACACGA